AUGACUGUUACAAUAGAUUGCAUUCUAUCACUCUGUACGUUUUUCUCCCUUUUUACUCCUCAAUUUCCUGCUGACGAAGACAAUAGCGAUUCUCAGUUUGUUGACAGCCUAGGCAGGCAUUAUAGCGACUAUAGCGUAGUUGCAGCCAAUCAGCGUUGUGGUGUAUGGUACAUCAACCCAAAGCUAGAAAAUUACAGACCAGAUAUCUACGCUUACUUCAAAUCCACAGAUGGUCACACAAACGCUUGGUCUUUUUCGCUCAGACGACCAAAUUUACACCUCAUCGAGCACAUUCUCGAGUGCAAAGGCCUCAUCAUUGUAGACUCCACCAGGAGAGGGAAACGAUUUCCAGACGCGCUAUCAAAGACUAUCCCAAUAUGGUGCGCGGUAGUUAGCUCAGCAGUUUUGGGUAUCCCAGCAGAAGAUCUCCUGUAUACACCUCCAAAUGCGAUAUCGGAAUCUGAGAAACAAGCUAUCAAAGAUGGGCUUCCAACAUGGCGGGAAUGGCUCGUGAACUCUGCUUUACAGCUCAAUAAAAGGUUGGACAAACCGCUAAGGCCUAUUUUCAUACACCCAGAAACUCAAUUCUUGCCAGAUUUCAGCACAUCUACGCUGGAUUUUUAUCCGAUAUUAUGUGUAUCGGCAUCUCGUUAUAUUCCCGAUCAGAUUGAAAGGCGAUCCUGGGGAGAAUACGUCCAAGGGAGCGGUGAUGAUCAUGAGUUAUGGGCUAAGGGACUGACACCAGAGGCAUUUUGGGAGAACCAAGAUGAGCUUCUCAGCUGCUCAAGUGAGAUGCUCAACGAAUGUAUUGUAGAGAUAAUGUCAGAAAGGCAGACUCACUCAACCAAGGAUGUUGGCAGCGCAAACAGAACUUUCCUCAAAGGCGCUAUAUACCCCUCCUCAAGCGAAGCUGGAGUGCCAGAAGACGAUGCAUUUGUCGCCCUCACACCUAACCCCCCAUCAAGAAGCAAGAACACCAUGCAUAUAACUCUACCGAAAUCAUCUAAACAAGCACAGAAGGAAUUUCUGGCGAAAUUACCAUCUAUAGUCGACUUUAUCGAGCGGGAAUUGAACAAAGGUGGUCAUGUGGCGAUCUGCGAUGCAAAUGGCGGUACAGACCUUGCGUCAGUCGUGUGUGUAGCGAUAGCGACACUCUUUUUCGACGAAAAUGGCGAGAAAAUAUCGCGUAACACGAAUAUCACUAAAACGGCUAUUAAUAUGCGACUCCAGUGGCUGAUCAAUGUUUAUCCCUCUAGUAAUCCUUCUCGUGUAUCGCUUAAACGUCUUAACGACUACCUCAUGUAA
This is a messenger RNA of Wallemia mellicola CBS 633.66, 1305 nucleotides long. Its product is annotated as initiator tRNA phosphoribosyl transferase. The coding region runs from base 1 to 1305 and encodes 434 amino acids. Gene Ontology annotation, biological process: charged-tRNA amino acid modification. Gene Ontology annotation, molecular function: tRNA adenosine(64)-2'-O-ribosylphosphate transferase activity. The transcript is spliced from 6 exons. NCBI's taxonomy places the organism in Eukaryota, Fungi, Basidiomycota, Wallemiomycetes, Wallemiales, Wallemiaceae. The record is from RefSeq and is a predicted model, not a curated record. Gene Ontology annotation, cellular component: cytoplasm.